AUGUACACUGGUAUUACAUGUAGGAUAAUCUCCCAAGUCUCAAGUACCUCUGUGUUAGAUUUGAUGGGGGAGAUGGUGCCUCAAUGGAGAAACUUUUUUCCAAGUACCCCCCGUCCCUAUAGGCUUCCAAUAGGUGAAAGUCUAGCCUGUGAUUACCUUGUGCCUCCAUUUACUAUAGGAAUUUCCAAUGAAUAUCUGAACCAAUCACCUAAUCUAGAAUCUCUUAACCUAGAGCUUGAUAGUAUUUUGAACACCGAAAACAACCUUUUCAGUCCACCAACAUUUGUGCCUACUUGUUUGUCUUCACACAUUAGGAUAAUCUCCAUGAAGGGGUUCCAAGGAAAACGUGAUGAGAUGGAUGCGACUAAGUAUUUGUUGAAGUUCGGUUUGGUUAUGAAUAAAAUGAUUGUUUCUACUGCUACUGUUGCUGGUGUUGUCAUUCCUUCCCUCCCGAAAUAG
Molecule: messenger RNA, 459 nt
Organism: Prunus armeniaca (apricot)
Lineage: Eukaryota; Viridiplantae; Streptophyta; Magnoliopsida; Rosales; Rosaceae
Source: the annotation of a GenBank genome assembly